Messenger RNA from Penicillium paradoxum, 1143 nucleotides. RefSeq lists its product as uncharacterized. Bases 1 to 1143 code for a protein of 380 amino acids. The record is from RefSeq and is a predicted model, not a curated record. Lineage: Eukaryota; Fungi; Ascomycota; Eurotiomycetes; Eurotiales; Aspergillaceae. The transcript has 3 exons.
AUGCUCAGGCUGAGCGAUAGCGGUGCAAGGUCCUUCAGGAUGCUGGCUUUCUUCCUGGCUGCGAUUUUGCUGAGUAGCCCAGCUCCACUGGUUUUUGGAUUGAGAACCGCGCCGGGCUCGCCAUGUGCAGAUGUCUGCGGUACAACAGCCAACACGACAUCCUCCGAGAUCGAAUGUGUGGACCAUUCGUACAAUGAAACAUCCGUAGGCAAGGAUUUCCAAAAAUGCGUCUCCUGUCAGUUGGAGAGCGAUUUCCACGAUCCAAACACUGGAGACUCUGACGUCAACUGGGGACUCUAUAAUCUGCGCUACGCUUUUUCGACCUGUGUCUUCGGAUAUCCGGAUUCGAUCUCGCAUGUCUCGUCGCCAUGUCCAGUCACAUGCGAAGGCGUGCGCUUAGCGGUCAAAACCAAUAUCGAUGAGCCAGACACGUCCAAUCUGGACUCAUGGUGUAGGACUCCGUCAUUUGCAGAUAAUGUGGUUGAUGCCUGCGAGUUCUGCUACAACAUGACAACCACUCAGGUCUACAUGGCAAACUUCCUCGAAUCCAUCCGGUACAACUGCCACUUCAAGACAGUAACGGGCCACACCUUCAAAAUAGCCCCAACAAGAAUUUUCAGCCAAUCUCUUCUCCCAUCAAGUCUUUCACUCGAAACAUCGAAGCCAAAAUCCUCAAACCUGAAUCUAGGCGUGGUGAUUGCCGUGCCAAUUGUAGGAUUCCUUGUUAUUGUCUCAGCACUCACAGUAUGCUGUUUCUUCUUCAUCCGCCACCGACGCAAGAAGGUCCGUCGAAACCGCCAUUCAAGCCAUCUAUAUGGUGGCUGGAGCGAUGGCUCCCCCAUCAGCCCGCAGCAGCGGCAACAAGCCUGGGCCGAGCAGCAGAUGUACAGCUCCGGUGCCUACGGGCACGGUGCAGGCUUCGGCUUUGUUGAUAAUGAUGGUCGCGGGCAGGAGCUCGCCUAUAGCCAAGGUCUAGACCAGCAGUAUCAGAGUCAGCAGUACCAACAGCACUUCCAACAAGGAAAGGCAGGUUUCUCGCAGGAUGUCAGUGAACAGCCUGCUCAGCCAUAUCAGCAGCAGCAUGCUCAAGUUCCCGUUCACUCUCCCAUCUUGGAUCCGGAUCAAAAGCAGCAGUGGCAGUGA